GGCAUGUGGCUUGUAACUUUACUCCUGCUGUACUCUCUCCAAGAAGCUAGGCCUGAGGAUGUGGGCUCCACCAGGCUGUACUUUGUGAAUGCCUCCCUGCAGAGGGUAACCUACUCCAGCUCGGUGGGGGUGUCCCUGCCCUGUCCAGCAGGGGGCACCCCCAGUGCCAUACUGCGCUGGUACCUGGCCACCGGCGAUGACAUCUACGACGUGCCCCACAUCCGACACGUGCACGCCAAUGGCACCCUACAACUGUACCCCUUCUCGCCCUCCGCCUACAACAGCUACAUCCACGACAACGACUACUUCUGCACUGCCGAAAACCAAGCCGGCAAAAUCCGCAGCCCCAACAUCCGCAUCAAAGCUGUUUUCAGGGAGCCCUACACGGUGCGGGUGGCGGACCAGCGCUCGAUGCGGGGGAACGUAGCUGUGUUCAAGUGCCUCAUCCCCGCCGCCGUGCAGGAGUACGUCAGCGUUGUGUCCUGGGAGAGAGACACCGUUUCCAUCGUCCCAGGCAACAGGUUCUCGCUGACCUCCUUCGGGGCUCUUUACAUCUCUGAUGUCCAGAAGGAGGAUGCCCUCUCCACAUACCGGUGCAUCACCAAACAUAAGUACAGCGGAGAGACGCGUCAAAGCAAUGGAGCCAGGCUCUCUGUAAUGGACCCCAACGAGUCCUCACCCACCAUCCUGGACAGCUUCCAAGCAGGGGAGGUGUACGCAGGCCAGAGUAUCGAGCUCCCCUGCAUAGCGGGAGGUUACCCCAGCCCCACUGUGCGCUGGCUGAAAGACGGUCGCCCGCUGCCCUCAGAUGCCCGCUGGACACGGCGUUUGACAGGGCUGACCAUCAGCGACCUGAGGCAGGAGGACAGCGGCAGCUACGCGUGCGAGGUCACCAACAGUUUUGGCUCAAAGGAGGUGUCUGGACAGCUUCACGUUAUAGAUCCACUACGAGUGACCUUGUCCCCCAAGAAUCUGAAAACCGGCAUCAGCAGCACACUGUUCUUCACCUGCACCGUGGAGGGCUCCCCAGAAUACACCAUCACCUGGUACAGCAACACAGAGCCCAUCGUCCCCGACCAGCACAUCUCCAUCCAGGGACAACACAACGACACCCUGCAGAUCACCGCAGCACAGAAGUUCCACUCUGGGGCUUAUCAGUGCUUCGCCUCCCGAAAGGGCCACACUGCUCAGGACUUUUCCAUUAUUCUGCUAGAGGAUGGUACUCCUCGUAUUGUGUCUUCCUUCAGCGAGCGGGUGGUCAACCCCGGUGAGCCUUUCUCCCUCAUGUGUGCAGCCAAAGGAGCCCCGCCCCCCUCCAUCACCUGGACGCUGGACGACGAGCCCGUGGUGCGCGACUCCACCUACAAGACCAGCCAGUACACCCUGUCAGACGGCCUGACCGUGUCACACGUCAACGUCAGCAGCCCGCUCAUUCGAGAUGGGGGAGUGUAUCGCUGCGUCGCACGCAACUCGGCCGGUAGCGCCGAGUACCAAGCGCGCAUAAACGUAAGAGGUCCACCUCGAAUCAGACCCAUGCGGGACAUCACCGCAGUGGCAGGCAGGAACACCUACAUAACGUGCCGUGUGAUUGGCUACCCGUAUUACUCCAUCAAGUGGCUGAAGGACGGCAUGCAGCUGCCUGAUAAUCAUCGUCAAGUGGUGUUUGAGAACGGCACCCUGAGGCUGACGGACGUGCAGAAGGGCGCAGACGAGGGCACCUACUUGUGUAGCGUUCUGAUCCAACCCCAGGUGUCAAUCAACCAGACCGUCCAUGUCACUGUUAAAGUGCCACCCCUCAUCCAGCCCUUUGAUAUCCCCUCUACCUCAGUGGGGAAGCUCAUGUACAUCGCCUGUGUGGUGUCAUCUGGGGACAUGCCCAUACGCAUCACCUGGCACAAAGACGGCCAGCUCAUCGUGCCAGGCUCCGCCUCUGGCGUCGCAAUAGAGACCAAAGAGUUCAUGAGCUCCCUCCAAAUCUCCAAGGUGACACUGAAGCACAACGGAAACUACACCUGCAUUGCCAGCAACGCCGCCGCCACUGUCAGCUGGGAGAGACAGUUGAUUGUUACUGUGCCGCCACGUUUCGUGGUGCAGCCCAACAAUCAGGACUGCAUCUACGGCAAAGCUGGAGUUCUCAACUGCUCCGUGGAGGGUUACCCACCUCCAAAAGUCAUGUGGAAGCAUGCCAAAGGUGUGGGAAACCCUCAGCAGUAUCACCCAGUCCCUCUAACUGGCCGUAUCCAGAUCAUGUCAAACGGCUCUCUGCUCAUCCGACAUGUGCUCGAGGACGACCGGGGGUACUACCUCUGUCAGGCCUCCAACGGCGUGGGCUCAGACAUCAGUAAGAGCAUGAUCCUCACUGUCAAGAUUCCUGCCAUGAUCACCAGCCACCCGAACACCACCAUGGCGAGGAAGGGCCAGACCAAGGAGCUGAACUGCACAGCACGGGGCGAGCAGCCCAUCAUCAUCCGCUGGGAGAGAGGAGACACCGUCAUCGAUGCCGAGAGAAACCCCCGUUACUCCAUCACCAUCAACAAGAAGGGGGACGAAGUCAUCUCUACCCUUAAGCUGAACCCGGCCGAGCGAGGAGAUUCUGUCUUCUUCUCCUGCCAUGCCAUCAACUCCUACGGAGAGGGUCGAGGGCUCAUUCAGCUCACUGUGCAAGAACCACCAGAUCCCCCUGAGCUGGAAGUGAGGGAGGUGAAGGACAGGAGCAUGAACCUGCGCUGGAUCCAAAGGUUCGAUGGAAACAGCAUCAUCACCAGCUAUGAUAUCGAGUACAAGAACAAGUCAGACUCCUGGGAUCACAUGUACACAACCAGGAACAUCUCACCCACCAACAACCAGGCCAACAUUGUGGAGUUGCACCCGGCCUGUGUUUACAGCAUCCGCAUGUACUCCUACAACAAGAUCGGCCGCAGCCUUCCCAGCAAAGAGCUCACAAUCAGUACAGAGGAAGCACCGCCUGACGGGCCGCCGAUGGAUGUAAUCCUUCAACCGAUGACAUCUCAGAGCAUACGGGUUACAUGGAGGGCUCCUAAGAAGGAGCUGCAGAACGGGGUAAUCCGAGGCUACCAGAUUGGUUACAGAGAGAACGGUCCAGGCAGCAACGGCCAGUACAGCAUAGUGGAGAUGAAAGCUACAGGGGACAGUGAAGUGUACACCUUGGACAACCUAAAGAAGUUUGCCCAGUAUGGGGUAGUGGUCCAGGCCUUCAACAGAGCUGGGACAGGUCCAUCCAGUACUGAGAUCAACGCCACCACACUGGAAGAUGUGCCCAGCGAGCCUCCGCAGAACGUGCGAGCCAUCUCUGUGACGUCGGACGAGGCGGUGAUCACAUGGGCAGAGCCUCCACGGCUGACACUGCACGGUGUGCUGAAAGGCUACCGGGUUGUGUUUUGGUCCCUCUUCCCUGACGGAGAAUGGGGAGAGAUGCAGAAUAUCACCACCACACGUGAACAGGUGGAGCUGCGAGGACUGGAGAAAUUCACCAACUACAGUGUGCAGGUGCUGGCCUACACACAAGCUGGAGAUGGGGUCCGCAGCAACGUCCUGUAUAUCCAGACCCGCGAAGACCUUCCUGGUCCACCAGCUGGCAUCAAGGCAGUCCCCUCCUCUCCGAGUAGCGUGGUUGUGUCCUGGUUGCCGCCUCACAAACCAAACGGUGUCAUCCGCAAGUACACCAUCUACUGCUCCAGUCCAGGGUCUGGCCAGCCGGCGCCCAGUGAGUACGAGGCCAACCCGGAGAUGCUCUUCUACCGUAUCACGCACCUUUCCCGUGGUAAACAAUACCACAUCUGGGCUGCAGCCGUGACAACCGCGGGCCGAGGCAACAUCAGCUCAAAGGUCACAGUGGAGCCUGCUGGGAAAGUCCCAGCUAAGAUCCUGUCCUUUGGAGGCACUGUGACCACACCCUGGAUGAAGGAAGUGCGUCUGCCCUGCAGCUCAGUGGGAGAACCCGCCCCCACAAUUAAAUGGACCAAAGACAGUGAGGACUCUGCCAUUCCAGUGACAGCUGACAGCCAGCGGCAGAUCUUAUCUAACGGCACGCUGGUGCUACGUUCAGUGAAAGCAGAGGACUCUGGGUACUACACCUGUACGGCCACUAACACUCUGGGCUUUGACACCAUCAUAGUCAAUCUGGUGGUGCAAGUUCCUCCUGAUCAACCUCGUCUGACCGUCUCCACUACCUCCACCUCCUCCAUCACCCUGGCCUGGAUACCUGGGGACAAUGGGGGAAGCUCCAUCAGAGGAUUUGUGCUGCAGUAUUCUGUGGACAACACGGAGGAAUGGAGGGACGUGUUCAUCAGCUCCAGUGAACGUUCCUUCAGGUUGGACAAUCUGCGCUGUGGAACCUGGUACAAGGUCAAGUUGGCGGCCAAAAACAGCGUCGGCUCAGGGCGCAUCAGUGAGAUCAUUGAGGCCAAGACGCAUGGAAGAGAACCAGUGUUCAAUAAGGAUCAGCCGCUGCUCACCCACAUCAACUCCACCCACGCAGGGCUUAACCUGCAGGGCUGGACCAGCGGCGGCUGCCCCAUCACUGACCUCAUGCUGGACUUCAGGCCCAAAGGUACCUGGGCCUGGCAGAGCCUCAAGGCCAACUCUACCACUCAGCUCUUCCUCAGCGAGCUGCGUGAGGCCACCUGGUACGAGCUCAAAAUGAAGGCCUGCAACAGCGCCGGGUGCGGCAACCAAAGCUCCCAGUUUGCCACCACCGACUACGAUGGCAGUACAAUCCCUCCCAUUAAAUCAGCUCGUGGAGAAGGGGAUGAUGUGAAAAAGCUGUUCUCCAUUGGCUCCCCCGUCAUCCUGGUUACUCUGGGUGUUGCUUUGCUCUUCAUUAUCCGCAAGAAACGUAAGGAGAAGAGGCUUAAACGACUUAGAGAUGCUAAGAGCCUCGCUGAGAUGCUUAUCAGCAAGAACAAUCGCAGUAUAGACACUCCAGUUAAGGGUCCUCCUCAAGGACCAAGGCUCCACAUCGACAUCCCACGUGUUCAGCUACUCAUUGAGGACAAGGAAGGCAUCAAGCAGAUAGGGGAGGAUAAGGCAGCGGUGCCAGUGACGGACACAGAGUUCAGCCAAUCGGUGAAUCCGCAGAACUUCUGUACGGGCGUGUCUCUGCACCACCAAGCCCUCAUCCAGAAUUCAGGGCCUUUGAUUGACAUGUCAGACAUCCGCCCAGGCACGAAUCCCGUCUCCAGGAAGAGUAUAAAGUCAGCCCACAGCUCCCGGAACAGAUACUCCAGCCAGUGGACGCUGAGCCGGCCGAGUCAGAGCCAGUCGACGGCCUCGGCGCGAACUCUGACCUCUGACUGGCGGACGAUGGGCUCGCAUGGCAUCACUGCCACUGAGAGUGACAGCUACAGCGCCAGCCUCUCGCAGGACACAGAUAAGGGUCGCAACAGCAUGGUGUCGACAGAGAGCGCCUCCUCCACCUAUGAGGAGCUGGCGAGGGCCUACGAGCACGCUAAGCUGGAGGAGCACCUGCAGCAUGCCAAGUUCACCAUCACAGAGUGCUUCAUCUCCGACAGCUCGUCUGACCAAAUGACCACAGGCACCAAUGAUCCGGCAGACAGCAUGACCUCGCUCAGCACGCCGUCUGAACCGGGCAUCUGCCGCUUCACUGCCUCACCACCCAAACCGCAGGACUACGACCGCGGUAAAAAUGUGGCUGUGCCCAUUCCCCACCGCGCGAACAAAAGCGAAUUCUGCAACUUACCCCUCUACAUGAAGACGGACCCAUUCUUCCGCAAGCAAGGGGAGCUGCACGACCCGUGCCCAGCUGUGCCGCCGCGGGAAGCCUCGAUCCGCAGCCUGACGCAGCGGGCGUAUCACACCCAGGGCCGUCACAAGACUCUAGACCCUGCCAAGCAGCAGGCCCUGACGCUGGGCCACUCUGGGCUGGGCAGCUUGGGCGCGAGCUCGGGCACUGCCACCUUGCCCCAGAGGACUCUCACCAUGCCCAGCUCCAACGCUGCAGCGACAGCUUCCACUUCCAGCACGAGCAGCAACCCCACCAACAGUAACAAGGUGGGCGGCUCAAGAGACUCGCUGCUAGAGAGCAGCUCCUCUGCACUGGGGAGACUGCAGAAACAGAGUGUGGGGGCCUACUCCAAGUCAUACACACUGGUGUAG
Chelmon rostratus (copperband butterflyfish) is the source of this 6135-nucleotide messenger RNA. RefSeq names its product Down syndrome cell adhesion molecule-like protein 1 homolog. Gene Ontology annotation, biological process: homophilic cell-cell adhesion; dendrite self-avoidance; axon guidance. Gene Ontology annotation, molecular function: cell-cell adhesion mediator activity. Gene Ontology annotation, cellular component: plasma membrane; axon. Lineage: Eukaryota; Metazoa; Chordata; Actinopteri; Chaetodontiformes; Chaetodontidae. The record is from RefSeq and is a predicted model, not a curated record. The transcript has 34 exons. Bases 4 to 6135 code for a protein of 2043 amino acids.